This is a messenger RNA of Meloidogyne enterolobii, 777 nucleotides long. Lineage: Eukaryota; Metazoa; Nematoda; Chromadorea; Rhabditida; Meloidogynidae. The record is from the annotation of a GenBank genome assembly.
AUGCGUUGGCUAAAACGCCUAAAAGUGGCAAACCAAGUAGAAUUAUCAAAACGCCCACUUCAACAUUUUAUUAAAUUUCAGAUUCGUUGCUAUAGACCUUCUUAUCUGUUUAGCCGUUCCCUUGAUAAAGUUAGCCUAAAACAACUAAAAUGCUCCGGAUUAGAAAAAAGAGGAGUAACAGGUUCGAAACGAACAUGCCGUCAAAUGGAUGGAUGCCCUUCAGUCUGUACAUGUACUCAAGUUGGGGGGAAUAUAUCUGAUAUAAAUAAUGGGGUAGAUGUAGUUGUUGAUUGCCAUGAUAGACAAUUACGUUCUGUGCCUGUUGGAUUGCCUCAAAAUACUGUUGAAUUAAGACUUGAGCAAAAUAGAAUAACACAAUUAGAAGCAAACUCUUUCUCUCAUAUGCCUAAACUUGUACGUCUAGAUCUCAGCAAGAAUAAUAUAAUUUCUGCACACCCAGAAACGUUUAGAGGACUGAAACAGCUUAAUUCCUUAAUGCUUUAUUCCAACAAUUUAACAGAUUUGGGCGAUCAACUUUUUAAAGAUCUAAAUUCACUCCAAGUACUUUUACUUAAUGGAAAUAAGCUUAAAUGCCUUAGGGAUGGAAUUUUUGAACGACUUGGCCAUUUAAGGCUUUUGUCUCUUUAUGACAACAAUAUAAAGUCGAUUACUGAAACAACUUUCUCUCCUUUAAAAAAUUCACUCCAGGUCAAUUUAAGUCAAAAUUUCAAUUUCUUCUACAUGUACUGCUUGAACUUGACGAAAUUCGUUUCGUGA